This is a messenger RNA of Oldenlandia corymbosa var. corymbosa, 672 nucleotides long. NCBI's taxonomy places the organism in Eukaryota, Viridiplantae, Streptophyta, Magnoliopsida, Gentianales, Rubiaceae. The record is from the annotation of a GenBank genome assembly.
AUGGGCAAGCAGGGUGGAAGUUCUAAAGAGACUGAUGAAGUUCCAAUACCGAAAGUCAUAAUUGAUCAGGAUUCUGAUCCUGAUGCUACUUUGGUGGAGAUCACCUUCGGGGAUCGGCUUGGGGCGCUUCUUGACACAAUGAAUGCGCUGAAAAAUCUUGGACUCAAUGUCACUAAGGCAAAUGUAUAUCUUGAUUCAUCUGGGAAACAUAAUAAGUUUUCCAUCACCAAAGCCUCUACUGGGAGAAAAGUUGAUGAUCCUGAAUUACUUGAGACGAUUCGUUUGACAAUCAUUAACAACCUGCUUCAGUAUCAUCCGGAAUCAAGCUCACAGUUAGCUAUGGGGGCAGCCUUUGGUGUCAUGCAACCAAGUCAGCAGGUUGAUGUGGACAUAGCAACACACGUUCGUGUCAAGGAUGAUGGUCCAGACCGAAGUUUACUUUUGGUGGAAACAGCAGACCGCCCUGGAUUACUUGUAGAUCUUGUGAAGAUUAUAACCGACAUAAACAUUGCAGUUGAAUCAGGAGAAUUUGAUACCGAGGGAUUGAUAGCAAAGGCAAAAUUUCAUGUUAGCUACAAGGGUCAAGCCAUCAGCAAGCCUCUUCAACUGGUUCUUGCUAAUAGCCUGCGGUAUUAUUUGCGGAGACCAUCAACUGAAGAGGCCAGUUUUUGA